AUGGACCGCAACGUCCUAGAUGCCAGAGAUGUAAACGAAAGAAAAUCAGGUGCUCUGGAUUGUACCCCUGCAGAACUUGUACCGAGCGAUCAGAAGCAUGUGUCUACGAGAAUACUGGACGAAGAGUCACAGUAUCGGAAAGGCAGGGCCACUCUUCACCAGCAAUGGGCCGCUCUGAUCGGUCUUACCUCUAGGCUCGCUGCUUAUGAGCGGCAGGCCGUUCCUCAACCCGAAACUCAGACGGCUUUGGGCACCCCUCCAAAUGUCCAAGCUGGAUUGAGUUCUUGGGGGGUUGCAUCCGAUCGUGAGGGUAUCGCCGUACCGCAGUCAAAUACGGGCGUCAGUCGUCUGGCGCUGACAGAAGAUGUGGUGCCGCCGGUCCAAAACCCCUUGACUUCGUCCCAGUCUUUCUUCCUGGUGGACUCAUCAGGGAAAGAGCGCUAUCUAGGAUCUUCGUCCUCAUGGGCAUUUAGCUGGCAGAUCCGAAGCUUCCUGCGUCAAACCGUGGGCGACGAGGUUGUGAUCAACCUCAUCCCCUCUUCGGAGGAGGCCACCUACGCAAUGGGCUCCGCCUCAGUGCGCAAUUCACUGUCGCUGAACGCCAACGACAUCCCAACCCGUGACUACGCAGAAUUCUUGACGAACACGACGCUUUUUCAUCUAGGUCCAACGUAUCACCUGUUCGAAAAGGAGAGCUUUAUGCAUAAACUCGAUACCUUCUACAAGAAUGGCUCGACGGCCGAAGCUCUUGUCGACUUGUGGCACGUGCAAUUCCUCGUGGUGAUUGCUUUCGGAAAGCUCUUCCUUCGUCGAGGAGCGUCUUCACUUGGGCCACCAGGAGCCAGCGAUGUCAUUCGCGCCCUACAGCUGUUACCCGGCAUUUUGGACUCGUGGGAAGAUCCUGUUCUAUACGUGGAGGUGUUAUGUCUUCUUUCGCUCUAUCUGCUAACUGCAGACAUACGUGGCUCUGCCUAUGUAAUGAUUGGCCAAGCGUUGCGAAUCGCCCUCUCACUUGGCAUGAAUCGGGAGGCGCCUCCUGGAACCCUAACACGCACCGACUACGAACGCAGAAGACGGCUUUGGUGGACACUUUAUAUCAUUGAUCGAAAGCUUUCCAUCAACAUGGGAGCCCCCCUGAGCAUCACGGAGAAAGACUUUGACAUCUCACUACCAGGCCAGGAGGAUCUUGGGUUUUCAAAUGCUGCGCUCCUCCUCCACGUUAAAUUGGCUGACUUGGAAGGAAAGGUCAUGUCGGCUGCGUUCGGAAUCAACAGCAGACUCGACAGAUCUUUUAUGACCACUAUUCGCGAAGUCUUCCAUUCGAUGACGAAAAUUGCCGAAGAUUUCACCGGUGACUUUGGACUGGACCUCAAUGCCGGCCGGGUCUCUCGAGUCGCGGCAACUUUACAAAUCAUGUAUUAUCAGUGUACUAUUAUGACAACCCGGCCAAUUCUGUUCGUCCUUGCAAAGCAGAGACUCGCACCGAUCCUGAAUGGAUUACCUAUCGUCAAAACCCUGUCAGAAGCUGUCUUGGCGCUGCUGAAGACUUGCGUCGGCGCCGCGACGACUGCCAUCAAGAUUUUAUCUGUUCUCCAUGAGCGAGACCUUAUUGAGCCAUUUUUCCCCCUCGAUUUGCAAUCAGUGUUUUCCGCGGGGUUUAUCCUUACCUUGACAACCAUAGCAUAUCCAAGUAUGGCGAUCGAUGAUAGAUACAUCGCGCAGUCAGAAGAAAUACUGGAUUGGAUGUGUUCCAAAGGCAACGUGCCAGCCGGAAGUCGAAGGGACGAGCUCAGAGAGCUUCGAGAAGCGGCUCGGGUGAUCAAUACGAAAUCCAACUCAUCGUGUUUUGGGGCAAGUCCGCCCAACAGCAACCAGCAGCUUGAUCAGCUAUGGAACACCCUGGACAUUCAAACAAGCCAAGACCAGUCGGACGUCUCACUUUCUUUGUUUGAUGGGAUGGGCUCCGAUUUCACCCGGGAUUGGAUCCCGGACGACGUGAUGCAACAGGAUUGGUUCUGGGCCGCUCCUGGAUCUCAAGCAGACGCACCUGCACCUUCGUUCUCGGGUAUCCCGUAG
Molecule: messenger RNA, 2076 nt
Organism: Capronia coronata CBS 617.96
Lineage: Eukaryota; Fungi; Ascomycota; Eurotiomycetes; Chaetothyriales; Herpotrichiellaceae
Exons: 7
Coding region: 1-2076 (691 amino acids)
Biological process (GO): DNA-templated transcription
Molecular function (GO): zinc ion binding; DNA binding
Source: RefSeq, a predicted model, not a curated record